Puccinia triticina is the source of this 417-nucleotide messenger RNA. RefSeq lists its product as uncharacterized. The coding region runs from base 1 to 417 and encodes 138 amino acids. The transcript has 2 exons. The record is from RefSeq and is a predicted model, not a curated record. Lineage: Eukaryota; Fungi; Basidiomycota; Pucciniomycetes; Pucciniales; Pucciniaceae.
AUGCUCUUAUCGACUGAUUUGCCCGAAAAUGAAAUCAACACCGACAUGUACUCGAGGUCGAAGAAAUCUAUCCCACAUAGGGCAUCAAUCCCGCAUCAUUGCCCUGGUGCUACAACAUCUAACUUCAAAGAACAGGAGUCAGAGAAGAAGCUCGAGCCUCGCCAAGGAAACUUGGGCAUGGAGACCAUAGCAACUCAUGAGAACGCUUCAAGUUUGACCAGCAUUUCUUCUUCUUCAACUUCGUCCUCAAGGCGCCCUAUCUUCUUGCUUGGUUUGGGACAGACCGCCUUGGUUGCCCUGUUCUACUCCCUCGAGAUUGGCCAACCGAUUCAUGGAUUCUCGCAGCCACUCGGAUCAUUCGGUGCAUUAUCGAUUCCAUCGGUUUCUGCUCGGUGGAACCCCGGCGUUCGCUUAUAG